Parastagonospora nodorum SN15 is the source of this 126-nucleotide messenger RNA. RefSeq lists its product as hypothetical. The transcript has 2 exons. The record is from RefSeq and is a predicted model, not a curated record. The coding region runs from base 1 to 126 and encodes 41 amino acids. Lineage: Eukaryota; Fungi; Ascomycota; Dothideomycetes; Pleosporales; Phaeosphaeriaceae.
AUGGAGUGUUUCGACAAAUUGUCGCUCGGCCCCAGUAAGCACUUCCGAGAGGCAACCAAGAAGGCACAUGAAUCUCAGCGCACAGAGUGGCUCGGAGCACCCGGAACCGACAGAAGGAAAGACUGA